This is a messenger RNA of Labrus bergylta (ballan wrasse), 2109 nucleotides long. It is a transcript of the gene hs2st1b, whose product is annotated as heparan sulfate 2-O-sulfotransferase 1b. The record is from RefSeq and is a predicted model, not a curated record. Gene Ontology annotation, molecular function: heparan sulfate 2-sulfotransferase activity. Gene Ontology annotation, cellular component: membrane. NCBI's taxonomy places the organism in Eukaryota, Metazoa, Chordata, Actinopteri, Labriformes, Labridae.
AUGGGGCUUUUACGGACCAUGAUGCCGCCCAAGAUCCAGCUCUUGGCUGUUUUGGCGUUUGGAGUGGCCAUGCUCUUCAUCGAGAACCAGAUCCAGAAACUGGAGGAGUCAAGAGCCAAACUGGAACACACCAUUGCCCGACACCAGGUGGCUGAAGUGGAGCAGCGUCACAGUGAAGAUUCGGGCCGGGAAUCGUCACCGCUGUCAGAAAGAGACGACAUGGUCAUCAUCUACAACAGAGUACCUAAGACGGCCAGCACAUCGUUCACCAACAUCGCCUAUGACCUGUGUGGGAAAAACCGCUUCCACGUCCUGCACAUCAACACGACCAAAAACAAUCCUGUCAUGUCUUUGCAGGACCAGGUUCGCUUUGUCAGGAACGUCACGUCGUGGAGAGCGAUGAAGCCCGGCUUCUACCACGGGCACGUAGCCUAUCUGGACUUCUCCAAAUACAGUGCGAAGAGUAAGCCGAUGUACAUCAAUGUAGUGCGGGACCCGAUAGAGCGCCUGGUGUCCUACUACUACUUCUUACGUUUCGGAGACGACUACAGACCCGGACUACGACGUAGAAAACAAGGGGACAAAAAGACAUUUGAUGAGUGUGUGUCAUCAGGAGGGUCCGACUGUGCUGCGGAGAAACUCUGGAUGCAGAUCCCCUUCUUCUGUGGUCAUCAUUCAGAGUGCUGGAAUGCAGGCAGCAGGUGGGCUCUGGAGCAAGCCAAGUUCAACCUGGUGAACGAGUACCUGCUGGUUGGAGUGACCGAGGAGUUGGAGGACUUCAUCAUGAUCCUGGAGGCUGCACUGCCACGCUUCUUUAAGGGGGCCACAGACCUCUACAGAACAGGAAAGAAGUCACAUCUGCGAAAGACCACCGAAAAGAAGCCCCCAACCAAAGAGACAAUCUCCAAGCUGCAGCAGUCCAACAUCUGGAAAAUGGAAAAUGAGUUUUAUGAGUUUGCACUCGAACAGUUUCAGUUUGUGCGAGCCCACGCUGUCAGGGAGAAGGAUGGAGAGCUUUUUGUCCUGGCUCAGAGCUUCUUCUACGAGAAGAUUUACCCCAAAGUGAGCUAAAAGUGCAGCUGGGCUGACGCGGGCUGCACAGGGACUUUAUGAGGACUCUUUUAGAAGUCGUAUACACUGGGAGGAGAGGACACAAGAGUUCACCAAGCGAUGCCAGUGAACGUGUUUUCUGGGAUUCAAAGUUAGAGCCUGUCACAGACAAUCACUCUCAGACUGUACAGUGGAAUUUUUUUUAUUUUUUAUGGGGAAUGUGUCUAAUUUUUGUAAUGCUGGUGCAGCUGCUGAGAAGACUUAAUGUGGAUAGACUGUCAAUCUGAACACAGGGAAAGGAUUCAAGCCGAGGGCGAGAGGUUGAGAAAGUUCCUGAAUGUGUCUACAAACCCAAACAGAAGCAGCCUUCAGUUUAUCACGCUCUGUGUUUCUUUCUUUUCUUUUUGGCAGACCAUUAAAAGCAAUUACUUUAUCCAAGUUUAUCAAGUUUAAAACCAUAUGUCACAUUUUUCUGUCCUCUGGCAGGUUUGAAUAUGAAACAAGCUCAGAAAGCUCCAUGUUAUCUUUUUUUACGGUUUUGCACACUACAUUUUAAAUGCACAAUGUCUUGUUCACAAGUGACAGAAGAUAAAACUGUUGAACAAAGCUGCGUUUGUCUGCUCUGCUCUGCUGUGAACGUAUUCUAGGACCAAACAUCCAGACUGGAUGACUGCAUUUUUUUUAUUCCUCUGAGAUGUUCUCAAUGUUCGGCAUCAUAUCAGUAUUUUAUCACAGAGGCUGUGUUGUGCAUCAUUUAUAUGUCAGGUAGGCUUCAGUGUUCGUCUGUGAGAGGAGCACAGCUGCAGCAGGAGGAGGAGGCUCUAAUCAGAAGAGGAGGGAGUUUUAGGAGUACAGGGUUUAGCACAGCUUUCACUUGGUCACAAACUGAGAGUGCCUUAAUCAUAAUCUACAAGACAUUUCAUUUCAGCUAAGUGACCCCUCAUCCAUAUUUUAUUUUCUUGUGUGUGUAUUCUUACAAACUUCAAUUUCUGUUUUUCAUCUGUUCACACUUAAUCCUUUAAAACAAAACAUUGAGACAUAAACAGAUUUCUUGCCUCA